Molecule: messenger RNA, 1301 nt
Organism: Capsicum annuum
Lineage: Eukaryota; Viridiplantae; Streptophyta; Magnoliopsida; Solanales; Solanaceae
Product: syntaxin-124-like
Exons: 2
Coding region: 219-1154 (311 amino acids)
Biological process (GO): intracellular protein transport; exocytosis; vesicle fusion
Cellular component (GO): endomembrane system; plasma membrane; SNARE complex
Molecular function (GO): SNARE binding; SNAP receptor activity
Source: RefSeq, a predicted model, not a curated record
UAUUACUUUCAAAUCUUUACCAAACAACGAGUUUGGUUUGUUCUUGUUUCUUAAUGAAUGCAUUUCUCUUGUUGCCUUCUCUUCCUCUUCUUCCUCCUCCUCCACCGGUGAUCGAAGAGAGAAGGCUAGACAGGAGAAAAAGACCAAUAGUAAUUCAAUUUAAUACGAGAAGAUAUAGAGAAAAAGGUUGAAGGAAAGUAAUAUAAUUCAACAAAAAAAUGAAUGACUUAUUCUCUCCUUCGCUUAAAAAGUAUCAGGACCUAAAACAACAGGUCCAGAUGGAUGACCUAGAAGCCGGGACAGGAGGCACCGGUCCUUCUCAGGGUGAAAGCAUUGAUCUAGCUAAGUUCUUUGAAGAUGUAGAGAAUGUGAAAGAGGACAUGAAGGAAGUUGAGAAGUUAUAUAAACGAUUGCAAGAAUCAAAUGAAGAAAGCAAAACCGUGCAUAGUGCAAAAACCGUGAAAGAGAUUAGGGCUCGAAUGGACUCUGAUGUAACACUCGUCUUGAAACGUGUCAAGAUCAUCAAAGGGAAACUUGAAGGCUUAGAAAAAUCCAAUGCAAUAAAUAGGACGAAGCUAGGGUGUGGUCCAGGAUCCUCUGCUGAUCGAACCAGGACUUCUGUAGUUAGCGGUUUAGGGAAGAAACUAAAAGUUCUCAUGGAUGAUUUCCAAGCAUUGAGAGCAAGAAUGAAUUCAGAAUACAAGGAGACGGUAGCAAGAAGGUACUUCACCGUGACAGGAGAGAAUGCAGAUGAGGAACUUAUCGAUAAUUUGAUAUCAAGUGGAGAGAGCGAAUCGUUCCUCCAAAAGGCCAUUCAAGAACAAGGAAGGGGACAAAUUAUGGAUACAAUCUCAGAAAUUCAAGAAAGGCAUGAUGCUGUGAAGGAAAUUGAGAAGAAUUUGAUUGAGCUACACCAAAUUUUCCUAGACAUGGCUGCAUUAGUAGAAUCACAAGGACAACAAUUGAAUGAUAUAGAGAGUCAUGUGGCACAUGCAAGUUCAUUUGUUAGAAGAGGGACAGAACAACUAACAGAAGCUAGAGAGUUGCAAAAAAGCUCAAGAAAAUGUGCUUGCAUUGCUGUUAUCCUUGUCAUUCUUCUUAUUAUUGUCCUAACUUUUCCACUUUGGUCACCAUUAAUUACUAGUAGGUUGUAGAUAAUAUUAAAAUUAAACCAAGAGAGAAAAAAAAGAAGAAGAGAAAUAUUCCUUGUAGGAAUUUCUUUUAUUAUAUUCAUUGUCAUCAACUUUUGUUUUGUGACAAUACUUAUAGAAGUAUAUGAGUGGAAAUAGCCUCUUGCAAAA